Molecule: messenger RNA, 2485 nt
Organism: Asterias rubens (European starfish)
Lineage: Eukaryota; Metazoa; Echinodermata; Asteroidea; Forcipulatida; Asteriidae
Exons: 3
Coding region: 120-2417 (765 amino acids)
Source: RefSeq, a predicted model, not a curated record
CGCCGCCAUUACAAACAAGGAAGUAAGAAUGUACAUGUAGAUACUUCAAGGAAAUAAAUCCGAUAGAUUGAUUACAGACUUGGUUGAAGAAGAGGGAAGGCAGUGCCAGGGGAUUCAGCAUGUGCAGCAAAGGUAGAAAUAUCACCGGCGUGACUUUCUUCUUUGUCGUAUUUCUCGCCGUGAUUGGGCUGCUUCAUAGCGCACCAGCACGUCGGUCGUUUGAAGGACAGACAAUUGGCCGAGAUAAGGUGAACAUGAAAAGGAGAUCCUCUCCUUCUAAUAGCACUUUGCCGCCAUAUAACAACUUUUCACCAACAUAUUGCAACUUCUCCGUAUUUAAAUCCGAGUCGUUUCAUCCAGUGAAAGAGUUCAACAGACUUGUAAAAAAGGGCGCCAUUUUCGUCUAUCUAAAGCUGGAUUUCGUAAACGUUAAGUUUGAUGACCCUUCCUCGACCUACUUGGAGGACAUUGGAAACAUUAUUGAUCCACUGACUUGGGUGUGGUCCAAAGGAGGUAGGGGGAAACUUUUACUUGGUGCUCCCUUCAAUUUCAACAUGAUUUCGUUGACAACAUUAAGUCAUGGUGUAUUCUCAUUAACAGUGAAGAUAAAUGCAUCUUCUGUUUGCAACGAACCAAAUUCGACUGAUGAGGACACACUCAAAGAGAUCAAAGGACUUCUACAAGACAUGACGAAAGGAGAAAAUGACGCACGUCAAGCUGAAGUGUAUGAUGAUGAUGGGGAGAUAAUAUGUCUCGAGAAACAAAUGUAUCAGACGAACGAUAGGUUGUUUGCAAGCCCAUUCAAAUUGAUGGAAGAAACAAGUGCAUAUGACUGUUGGCAGAGAGGCGGUGACCAGGUUAGAGUGGUGCGUACCGAAUUCUGGCUAACUUGGAUCCGCGUAAUUGGCAUCAUCUUGGCUCUGUUUGCGCCGAUGGCCGUGAGAUUUCUUCAACAGAAAAAUCCACCAGAGAGCGAUGAAAAUGGGGUCGACAGGCUCAGUCUGGAAUCAGAUCUCCCAAUUGGACUAAAAUAUACGCUAUUUAACUGGGGAAACAGCAAUAUACUGGUUUUCACAUUAAGGUACUUUGUGUUUGUUGGGUUGUUUAUAGUGAUGGAAUAUGUUCCCCAAUGUCUCUUGACAAAUACAGAGAGCUAUUCAAUGAGAAACAAUGCACUUCAUCGCUGUAAGCUCAUUGACACCUUUACAGAAACAUGGUAUAAUGUUGGCAUUAACUUAUUCACCAUUAUCUUUCAUUUGAUAAUACUGUUUACAUGUGUUAAAGGAACGGUGCACACGACGAGGACCGGUACUCACAACAGACUCGAAACACAUGAAGAGUCGCAAUCAUUUGAGCACCGUUUCCAAAAUUUCUUUGAACAGGACAUGUUAGGUUAUAGAGCAAAGAUGAUACUUAAUGUGAAAUGUUGGUCGAAGCUAGUGUUGUACAGCUGGCCAUUGGUCAUUAUUAACCGCUGCAUCCAUAGUCAUAUUGACAGUGAUGUCUGUCUUGGUUUGUUAAGUGUGUUGUUGUAUCUUCCGUGUGUCUUAUUGUCAUUGGUGUACUUUGCAGCAGAAACUUUGCCCUUAUUGUUUUUUCUGAAAUUUUUUAUUCAACUGUUUCUCCCAAGGGGGGUUAAAAAAAUAUCAGUUUUAGGUUUUGUGUUACCUUAUUUGUUGGGUAUCUAUACUUGGACCUAUAAGUUGGUGAUGAACCUUUUCUAUGUUGCAGAAGUACUUGUGCACACUUUUAUGGGCACUGUGAUAAAUGCUGACAAGGUCGGCCCAUAUGUGAUGACAAUGUUGGUUUUGGCUAUGUACGUAGUUGAUGCAGUUACGAGUUUUUACGACGGAUAUCACAUCUUACUAAGUGACGUCAUGAAGGAGGCAGACGCCCUGAUGGAUGAGGCAGAGGUCCGCUCCGCAAGACGCAUGAUAAACAAUCAGACGAGUCUUGGAGAUGGAGGAAAUAAAUACAUGGGUGUUAUUGAAGAAAAAGAAAUUGCGACCCCUCUCGUCAAAUAUAAAAAAAACGGAAUACCGACAAUUGAGCUUCAGUUGUUUUGGCUGAUUGUUGAAAAAUACCGGCCAGUCAGGGUGCACGUUGCCAGGAUAAUGCUACAAGUCAUCGGCAUCACAUUAUUGGCCGUGUUUUGGGUAAACCUUCUGGGAGAGACUGACUCUGUACAUAAUAAUAUAUCUACCACUGUCAAAAUUUUCUCUACUGUAUUAUUGGCUGGGUUAUUUCCAUUAGUCAACCAUUUGCUGAAUUCAACCGCUUCUCAAGAAUUCAGCGCUGAGGCAAGGAAGACAAAAAUAAGGAUGGACAUUUUGAACAUUGUAAUAAACGGUAAAUUGAGCACAACAACACCUAAAGAGAUACUGCGACUCCCAAAAUGCAUCCGACCAGAACUGUGAGAUUUUUAAAGCCAUUGGACACUUUCGGUAAACAGUUUGUCCAAAGGCCCACACUUCGUGUACCACAA